AUGAAUCGAAUGAUUCAUACGCAGUCUGAACCGCAGACUUCGUUUGGAGGGCAGUCGUCGUCCCAACACAUGCAACAACAACAACAACAGCAGCAACAACAAGCCCCCCAUCCCCAUCAAAAUCAGCAUGCACAAUUAAUAAAUCGAAUCAUAUCAUCUGCAUAUAAUAAUCAACAUGAUAAUGGAUCUUUUGAUUCGAGUAUUCUCUUAAAUGGACAACAAAAGUUUCAGUUCGACCUGUUCCAAGGCCACCAGAACCAUUUAAUGCAAAAUGGGGGCGGUGGUCUAUUGGGUAAUAAUCAACAGGCGCCACGUGGUGGUACAAAUGGAACAUCGUCAUCAUCCACAACAGCUACUACUACUACGUCGACAAAGAAAAAAAAAGGACAAGGACCCGGAAGGCGACCUGCUUUGGAUGCUAAUGGAAUGCCAAAAGAACGUCCAUUCGUGUGCCCCCGUCCGGAUUGUCAAAAACGUUUCUGUCGGAAUGAUCAUUUACAGCGACACAUGAGAAUACAUACGGGACAACGACUAUUUCAGUGUCGAACUUGUCUCCGAUCAUUCUCUCGAUCGGAUCACUUGGCAAAACAUGAACGAACACAUUCGGCUGAUAAACCGUAUAGUUGUUUGACGUGUGCACGUAGAUUCCAUAAACAUGAGGAGAAGAAGAAGCAUGAGGAGAAAUGCCAACACAAAGUCGAAGAUCAACAACAAGGUGGCGCUGGUCGCCAACAGCUUAAUUUGAUGGGAAAUGCACAUAAUAUGUAUCCAAAUCAGAUGAUAUUGAACGGUUCAAUGCAAUCGCCCAACUCGAACAACUUGAACAUGAUGAUACCUGCGACGACAUUUAAGCUUCAGGGUGGAGCUGGUGGUGGAGCAUCACAAGCUUCUGCUCCAGGAGGAGGAAGCUCACAGCAGCCAAAUCCCCUUGAAAUACGAUCACUUAUUGCACAAAAUCGCUGAAUUUUUUUUUGAAUUGAACAAAAAUUAGGGCUCUCGGGGUACUGUAGGUGAUUGGAGUUUUUUUUUGAAGGCGAAA
Molecule: messenger RNA, 1039 nt
Organism: Caenorhabditis elegans
Lineage: Eukaryota; Metazoa; Nematoda; Chromadorea; Rhabditida; Rhabditidae
Gene: egrh-3
Product: C2H2-type domain-containing protein
Exons: 6
Coding region: 1-963 (320 amino acids)
Cellular component (GO): cytoplasm; nucleus
Source: RefSeq, marked reviewed